AACAAACACUAUAAGAUAGGGGCGACAUAGUCUGUUGUUGGACAUCGCAAGCAUGAUGUACAAGAAAUAUACUGCCGUGGUCCUUGCGGUGUUGGUGCUCGCUGCGGAGGCGAACACCGUCAACAAAGUCUCUCCUGUGGCGCUUGAGGCUGCACCGAAGAUCGAUGGCUGGGGCGAAUCAGCAAACGUCAAUGAGUACGUUGACAACACGCUGCAUAUGCUCAUCCCCUUCAUGCAAAACAAUGGUCUUGAUCCUAUGGCGCUGCCCGAUGUUGUCGAAGGUUUUGAAGUCAGGCCGCUGUUAAUCACAUACAGCGCGUGGCUGAAGAUCACCAACGGCAGAAUGACUGGUCUAGUGAACAUGCAGCGCUCUGGAGACCAGAUGGUACACUAUUUUGCCAAGAUGGUCCGCUCGAGAAUUGAACUGCAGUUCACCGAUUUAAGGUUCGACUACAACUACCUCGUCCAAGUGAUGAACUUGGGGCCCACUGGUGGUAUCGUGGCCACGCUGAGCCGCUUCGUAAUCGUUGUAGACGUACUCAUCGACUUCAACAACGAUGAGAUUCAUCUUCAGGAGUUCUCCAUGAAUGACAUCGGUCGCUUGCGCGUCCGUUUCACCGGAAACAUCCUGACCGACUGGCUGGUGAACCCUGUGCUCAACGUGUUUAUCCGCAUUUUCGACACCAUCAUCAUCAAGGUCGUUGAGGUCAACAUCCGCAACGCCGUCGUCGCCGUCAUUGGCAUCCUCAAUCAUAACAUCGCUGAGAUCAUCAGUACCCUGGAGUCCAUAAACUAAUUACCUGAAUAAAUGUGAUAUUUUGUAUUACCCAAGCAAUCUUCAAUAAAAUAGUAAUACUAUGUAGAA
This is a messenger RNA of Pectinophora gossypiella (pink bollworm), 865 nucleotides long. Its product is annotated as mite allergen Der f 7-like. The record is from RefSeq and is a predicted model, not a curated record. NCBI's taxonomy places the organism in Eukaryota, Metazoa, Arthropoda, Insecta, Lepidoptera, Gelechiidae. The coding region runs from base 53 to 796 and encodes 247 amino acids. The transcript has 5 exons.